Molecule: messenger RNA, 3419 nt
Organism: Phycodurus eques (leafy seadragon)
Lineage: Eukaryota; Metazoa; Chordata; Actinopteri; Syngnathiformes; Syngnathidae
Gene: c6.2
Product: complement component 6
Biological process (GO): immune response
Cellular component (GO): membrane attack complex
Molecular function (GO): protein binding
Source: RefSeq, a predicted model, not a curated record
GUUUUAUAUAUCUGUCAACACAAACUUGAGUUCAGAUUCAGGUCUGCCUGCAGUGCAGACAACAUCCCAUACACGAAAGUUAUUUGCUAAGACGGCAACGCUGUGUGCGAACCUUUCUUGGAACUCUCCUGAUGGAGCCUUCCACUGGUUGGUUCCCGCUGCUCUAUCUCCUCAGCUUGAUAUCUGCCGGUCUGUCUUGUUUUUGUGACCGGUACCCCUGGGGCUCAUGGUCCGCCUGCUCCCGGACAUGCAACCACGGCACACAGAGCAGACAUAGGAGCUUAAAAUAUGAUGAUUACUACUGGAAGAACAGCUGUCGUCAGCUGUGCCAGAGACAUGACAGGAGGGCUUGUAAUGUGCAGGCUUGUCCCAUAAAUUGCCUGCUGACAGAGUUUGGGCCCUGGUCUGACUGCUCGCCCUGUGCCAAGAAGCAGUUACGGACCAGGUCCAUCCAAACACCAUCCCAGUUUGGUGGUGCAUCAUGCAGUGUGGAACUGAUGGAGGAGAGGCCCUGUUAUCCUGCCACAGAGUGCAAGUUGCCACCAAUCGACUGCCGCGACAACUUCAAAUGUGACAAUGGACGCUGCAUCAACACCACGCUAACUUGCAACAAACAGAACGACUGUGACGAUAACUCUGAUGAGAGGGACUGUAGUGACUUCAAAGUUGUUUGUCCAGCCGAGAAGAGAGUGGCUCCUGGUGCUGACCUGGUGGGGAAUGGGUUUGAUGCGCUUGCAAAUGAGCCGAGGGGGGUAGUCCUGGACAACAUGUUUAUGGGAGGAAGUUGCAUCAUCAGGAGGCCUCAGAGCACGCUGCUUUACCAUCGGAUCCCUCACAACUUUGAGAGCUUUGACAUUAAGGUUGGGGUGACUGAAGACUUCAGCACGGAUCCCAGCCCUCUGCACUCUGAGUCCAUUAAUGUGAAAAAGUCCAUUUCCACUGAAGAAAAGAGAAAUAAACAGAUCUUUGGUCGGCACUUUUUCCGCCCUUUGACGUCACAUAUAAAAUCAAAGGAUGCAUUUGAAGCCUCAAAGAAAACGGAUUCCAUGUUUUUCCGGGUGCAUCAGGUUCUGCCUGUGUCUACAUUCAAAGUGCGGGACCCAAGCGAUUUGGUCUUGUCUGGACCUUUCCUCAAGUUCCUCCAUGCUCUUCCCCUCCGGUACGACUAUGGCCUGUACAGGAACAUCUUUCAGCACUUUGGAACACACUACUACAGCUCAGGCACACUAGGAGGCCUCUAUGACCUGCUCUACCAGUACAACCGAGAGGAGCUUACCAGUUCAGGUGAAACAGAGGAGCAUGUUAAAGGCUGUUUGGGCCGAGAGACUAAAUGGACAGUUGUCCUCUACACUCCACAGAGGGCUCUGCCGAUGUGCUCUGACAACAAAAUGACUCAAAAUUAUCAAGGCUCAUACAUUCAGGCAGCGGAGAAGUCUUACUCUGCGGUGAAAGGCGGAAGAACCAGAGAGGCAGCAUCUCUGGCUUGGGAGAGGCAGGGUCCACGUCCUGAUCAAAACUCCUACAAGAACUGGGCCAAGUCUGUCCUUGAUAAUCCCGCUGUGGUGGAUUUCAAGAUGCAGUCAAUCAUAGAUCUGGUGCAGGGGUUCCCCUGUGCAGUCACAAAGAGGAGGCAACUGAGGAAAGCCUUGCUGCAGUACAUGCAAGAGUUUGAUACAUGCAAGUGUGCCCCCUGUCCCAACAAUGCCCAAGCUUUUCUUUCUGGUACUGAGUGCAAGUGUGCCUGCCAGACUGGUACAUUUGGCCCCAACUGUGAGCAGCGUGCUCCUGACUACACUUCAGAGGAAGUAGAUGGUUCCUGGAGCUGUUGGGGCCCGUGGAGUCGCUGUGGAGCCUCUAUGAAGAGACAUCGCAGAAGGAGGUGUGACAACCCUGCCCCCUUGAGAGGAGGCCAACCCUGCAAGGGUCCUGACAGUGAUGAGGAACCAUGUCACAUCUCCCUUUUCAAACAACACGAAACAUGUGACAAUGAUGAUGACUUCACUACGGGAUGGAGGGACGAGCUUCCUCCUGGUGUGCAGGGUUGUCCCAGGCCAAAGCCGCCUGAAAACAGCUUUCUCAGGAAAGCAAAGCAGUACUAUAACUUUGGUGAGGAUGAAGACUUCCGUUGCUUCACUGGAUUUGACCUGGAAGGUUUCCAGUUCAUCAAUUGUCUUCCUGAUGCGACAUGGACUCAACCAAAAGGAAGUUGCCGCAGAAAGAUCUGUCUGCCCCCUGAUAUCCCCGAUGGCAUGAUGCUGUUCCCGAACAAAGAAGAGUACAAAGUGGGUGAUUCAGUGAGUUUUAACUGUGUUGAGGCGGAUUUGUUGCCACUGCCUCGAGGCUCUUACCGGUGCAGCAACAGUCUCAACUGGGAACCUCCCUUACCUACAGGACUGCACUGCAGUGAUGCGGAACCAUUUGAACCUGACACUCAGUGUGGUCCAGGUGAGAAACGUCAAGGCUCUCAAUGUGUCUGUAUACAGCGGGAAAGCUGCCUAUCUGAACUGGAGAAUCUCUGCAUCCUAAACAUUGACAUCAACGUCACUGUGCCGAUGUCCCUCUGCUCCUUCCACGCUGGCCGUUGCCACGGCGAUCCACUCUUCUUUGUCAGCGAAGGUGCCUGCGACACUUUGGAUUCGGAUAAACUGGAGUGGGCCAGGUUCAGAGCCAAGUUUUCCUCAAAGAGUUCCGUCCAGAAGUCGUGCGAUCUUGACACAUGUUACGAAUGGGAAAGCUGUUCAACAUCUAAGAAGUGUGAUUGCAUGGCUGCUCGGGACUGUCCCAGAGUUGAGGAGCACAAGUUCUGUCUGAUGCUGACCAGCAUCCAGAGGACUCGCAGCAUGAACCUUUGCUCCAUGGCUGCUCUGAAGUGUGCCAACUAUCAAUUUGAGAUCCUCAAUGAAGGUGUCUGUGAAUCCAGAUAACCCAAAAUGACUUCAUUAUAUACGACCAGAAACACUGGUGAAACAUUACUCCAAAAUGUGCUACAAAUGUGUUGUUAUUGUGAGUCUGUUAGUCUGCUGUUAACAUCACCACUGUAUUGCCCCAACCAAUUCCAAUUUGUUCAAUUUUGCAAACAAAAUUUCCUAUAGUAGUUAAAACUGUAUGUAAAAAAACUAAAUCAUAUAUCCAUAUUACUUAUGACUUGCAAAGAGCAUGCACAGGAAAGGGAGGAUGUCACACACGGCCAACUUUUGGGUGUACAUUCCAUUCUUCUUCUUUUAUUACUAUAGUUUACCUUUUGUUGACUAGGCCAUAUUGUGCUGAGCAGCCUGGACAUAAAGGCACAUGUAAUGAAUAUCUGAUCAUAUGACUAAUUUGCAUCAGAGACCAAGCCAACUGGUCUUUGUUUUAGUUUUGCUCUUUGCUAUGACUGGUACACAUUUGUUAUGGCAUCACAAAAGCAACCUCAAAAGUCA